This is a messenger RNA of Coccidioides immitis RS, 311 nucleotides long. RefSeq lists its product as uncharacterized. Gene Ontology annotation, cellular component: mitochondrial intermembrane space. The transcript has 4 exons. NCBI's taxonomy places the organism in Eukaryota, Fungi, Ascomycota, Eurotiomycetes, Onygenales, Onygenaceae. The record is from RefSeq and is a predicted model, not a curated record. Gene Ontology annotation, biological process: mitochondrial respiratory chain complex IV assembly. The coding region runs from base 4 to 234 and encodes 76 amino acids.
AAGAUGUCCAAGGUCGACGACAAAGCGAGAAUAGUCCCGGUUGAGGACGACGAUGAACCUGAUGACUGGGACAAGCGGAUCUUCAGCACAGGCUGUUCAGUCGAGCAGACGAAAAUGAACGACUGCUACUUCGAAAAGAGAGACUGGCGGCAGUGCAGCAAAGAAAUGGAGGCGUUCCGAGAGUGCUGGAAACGCAAGGGGAACGACCAGCGGACCCAGACGAAGGACGCGUGAAGGCGAAGAGACAGCCGUGACUAGAAUAUCAUCAUCUCUGUACAUUAUUUAGCGAAUCCAUCUCCGUUCAUCUUCUG